Notechis scutatus (mainland tiger snake) is the source of this 739-nucleotide messenger RNA. The record is from RefSeq and is a predicted model, not a curated record. NCBI's taxonomy places the organism in Eukaryota, Metazoa, Chordata, Lepidosauria, Squamata, Elapidae.
GCGGGUGGCGGCGGCCCCAGGGGCGCGAUCUCGUCCUCCUCGCUGCCCUCCCGGGUCGGCCAGGCCGGCGUGGGCGCCCACCACCACCACUGUCAACCCGAGGAGCUGGAGGCCGGCCUGGGCGAGAGCGACUCCGCCAUCGAGGACCCGGAGCUGGAAGCCAUUAAAGCCAGGGUACGAGAGAUGGAGGAAGAAGCUGAGAAGUUGAAAGAGUUGCAAAAUGAAGUUGAGAAACAGAUGAACAUGAGCCCCCCACCUGGCAACGCUGGCCUAGUCAUCAUGUCUUUAGAAGAAAAGAUGGAAGCCGACGCCAGAUCUAUAUACGUAGGAAAUGUAGAUUACGGGGCCACCGCAGAAGAGUUGGAAGCCCAUUUCCAUGGCUGUGGUUCCGUCAACCGUGUGACCAUCCUGUGUGACAAAUACACGGGCCAUCCCAAGGGGUUCGCCUACAUUGAAUUUUCCGACAAAGAGUCAGUGCGGACUUCCUUAGCGCUAGACGAGUCCCUCUUCAGGGGGAGACAGAUCAAGGUGAUUCCCAAACGGACCAACCGGCCAGGCAUCAGCACCACAGACAGAGGCUUCCCCAGGACCCGGUACCGAGGGCGAGGAUCUGGCUACAGCAGUUCCAGGGCCCGUUUCUACAGUGGCUUCAGCAGCAGGCCGCCCCGAGGACGUGCUUACAGGGCCCGGGCCCGAGCGACCUCAUGCCUGAAGAAAUACACUGAAACCUGACGCUGUA